This is a messenger RNA of Didymella exigua CBS 183.55, 1899 nucleotides long. RefSeq names its product MFS general substrate transporter. Lineage: Eukaryota; Fungi; Ascomycota; Dothideomycetes; Pleosporales; Didymellaceae. Gene Ontology annotation, biological process: transmembrane transport. The transcript is spliced from 3 exons. Gene Ontology annotation, molecular function: transmembrane transporter activity. The record is from RefSeq and is a predicted model, not a curated record. The coding region runs from base 260 to 1867 and encodes 535 amino acids.
UGUGAUUUGCGCAUAAUCUGUGUAGCUGACCGACUAUAUACAGCUGUUACAACUCAAAACUACAGGUAUGGUCUGAAGCUCAGAAGCCUGGCUGCGCGUUUCUGCGAGGGCGGCAGAUCGUCAAGCUCGCUUAUCACCACAUACGCCCCGGAGAUAGCAACAUGCACUACGCGCGACGUAUUGGCGCAGAUGCUACAAAAGCUGCUGAUGCCCCUCAUAUAGUCUUCUUAGAACAAGCUCGACUCCCCUUGUAUCUGCCAUGUCAGCACCAACGACGGAUCCACCAGCGAUAGGUACGCCGCUGGCGCGUACUUCUUCUGGCCGAUCAAGGACGACAGCAACAUUAACGAGCGACAAUGAGACAUCACGAAAAAGUGAAGAAGACCGCCAGGCUGUUUCGAACGGUGCGAUAUUGGACACCGAAAAAAGCAUCGAGACUGGCCAUGCUAGUGAACCUGCACCGGACAGGUUUCUUGUGGAGUUUGAUGGCCCCGACGACCCUGAAAACCCUAAGAAUUGGAAACCAAAGCGCAGAUGGGGUAUCACGAUAUCCAUGGGCCUGAUGGUAUUCACUGUCACAUUCGCUAGCUCCAUCUUCAGUGUCAACCUUGGCUUUAUCGUGGACAAGUUCGAUGUCACACUCGUUACCGCAACACUGGGUGUUGCCCUCUUCGUUUUAGGCUUCGUCUUCGGACCCAUUGCGUUUGGACCAAUGUCAGAAGUUCUAGGACGAAAGCUUCCACUGUUCCUUGGCUUUGCACUGUUUGCAAUCUUCCAGAUUCCAGUCGCACUUGCUCAGAACAUUGAAACAGUCUGCGUAGGCCGUUUUUUGGGUGGAUUUUUUGCUUCAGCUCCUCUCGCUGUCGUUGGAGGAGCCCUUGCUGAUCUGUGGGACCCCAUCCCCCGAGCAUACGCUAUAUGUGUCUUCGCAACCGGCGGGUUUGCAGGUCCUGUCGCAGGUCCUAUUGCUGGAGGUUUCAUAACCGAGUCACACCUGGGUUGGAGGUGGACAUCAUGGAUCACCCUGAUCAUGGCAGCGCUCUUCGGUACCAUCGGCUACGCUGUCAUUCCCGAGACUUCGGCUGCCCGAAUUCUUCAACUUCGGGCUGCAAAGCUGCGGAAAGCCACCGGUGACAGUUCGUAUUACUCCAAGGCAGACCAGCAGAAGUUGACGCUCAAUACUGUGGUCAAUGUCUAUCUACUGAGGCCGUUCAUCAUGAUUGCCCAGGAGCCUAUCCUGGCGCUUGUGACUGCGUACAUGAGCUUUCUGUAUGGUAUCGUCUAUCUGUUGUUCGAAGCUUUCCCUGUGUCGUUUCACGAAGAACGGGGUUGGUCUCUGGGUAUCUCUCAGCUUCCAUUCGGCGCCUUUAUUGUCGGCAUUACAAUGGGUGCUGGCGUCAUUGCAUACAGCACAGCUACCAACUUUACACGCUCAUUCAAGAAACACGGAAAGAGCAUUCCAGAAGAACGCCUCCCGCCAAUGAUUGUUGGCGCCAUUGCUCUGCCCAUCGGGUUGUUCUGGUUUGCAUGGACAAGUGAUACGAAUAUUGCUUGGGUGCCGCAGGUACUAUCCGUCGCACUUAUUGGUCUAGGCUGCAUGGUACCGUUCUGGCAAGGUCUGAGCUACCUCAUCGAUUGCUACGGCUUCUAUUCAAACAGUGCCAUCGCAGUCAAUACCUUCGUCAGAUCGUUCGCUGGCGCUUUUUUCCCCCUAUUCACGCAUGCAAUGUAUCGUAAGCUUGGUGUACCGUGGGCGACCAGCCUGUUGGGCUUUCUUUGUGUUGCUUUUCUGCCUGUACCGAUCCUGUUCUACGUCUACGGAGCCAGAAUACGAGCAAAGAGUAAGUGGGCACCGACAGCGCCCUGACUAGUUCGACCUCGAGAAAGCAAGCUUUUGAG